This is a messenger RNA of Choloepus didactylus (southern two-toed sloth), 1772 nucleotides long. RefSeq names its product neuferricin. NCBI's taxonomy places the organism in Eukaryota, Metazoa, Chordata, Mammalia, Pilosa, Megalonychidae. The coding region runs from base 451 to 1245 and encodes 264 amino acids. Gene Ontology annotation, cellular component: membrane; endomembrane system. The transcript is spliced from 4 exons. The record is from RefSeq and is a predicted model, not a curated record.
CUGUCGCAACGGCGCCGUCAAGCAGAUUCGAACAAGCGCAUCGAGAGCUAGGCGAGGACAGCGGGAGCAAAGGGUAGAACCCUGAUUUCCAAGAGGGCGCGUCUGUCAUAACGUUAUGUCAUAACGUUAUGUCAUCCCGCAGCCCCCUUUGCCGCCAUCUUUGUUGGGGGCGGCCAAAGUACGAUCCAAGAAGGCCUUUCGCUGCUCCACAUUUUCAGCAUUUCUGGAGCCUUUGACAAGCUUUGCUGGAAAAAUAUGAGAAAGAUUCGGAGUCAAGAAGUAAAUCUCUUGUCAUAGACGACUUCCUCAAUCCUCCGUUGUCCCCGUUAGUGACAGACGAACAAGGAAAAGUGCGUCGCGCCGGUGACGUCACGGUCGGUGUUUCCGCCAUCUUAGUUGUGGACAGAGAAGAGGCAGCUUCUGAGGUGCGGAGGGGGUACGGCUGUUUAAAUGCUGAGGCCCUGUGGGUGUGGGCUCUUACUGGGCUUGACCGCAGCAGUGGCGGCGGUGAUGGCAGCAUGGCUGAUGAACUGGUGGAGUCCGCGCGCUAGAUUCCGCCUUUUCAUACCUGAGGAGCUGGCCCGCUACCGCGGCGGCCCAGAAGAUCCGGGCCUCUACUUGGCAUUGCUCGGCCGCGUCUACGACGUGUCCUCUGGCCGAAGGCACUACGAGCCUGGAGCUCACUAUAGCGGCUUCGCAGGCCGAGAUGCAUCCAGAGCAUUUGUGACUGGGGACUACUCUGAAGCAGGCCUUCUGGAUGACGUGUCUGACUUGUCAUUUUCUGAUAUGCUGACACUUAAAAACUGGCUUUCAUUCUAUGAGAAGAAUUAUGAAUUCAUUGGAAAGGUGAUAGGACGGUUUUACGGAGACGAUGGCCUCCCUACCCCAGAACUGGCCCAGGCAGAAGCCAUGAUUAUCAAAGGCUUGGAGGCAAAGAAACAGGAAAUGAAAGAGAAACAGAAGUUUCCUCCAUGCAAUGCUGAGUGGAGCUCAACCAGGGGCAGCCGGUUCUGGUGUUCCCAAAAGAGUGGAGGUGUGAGCCGAGACUGGAUUGGUGUACCCAGGAAGCUGUAUAAACCAGGUGCCAAGGAGCCCCAUUGUGUGUGUGUGAGAACAUCUGGCCCCCCUAGUGACCAGUCACCGGACAGUCCUACACACAGAAAUCGUGGGGACUUGGACCACCCCAACUUGGGGGAGUAUGCAGGUUGCCCACCCCUAGCCAUCACAUGCUCCUUCCCACCAUAAGCUGUUGCCCAUGUAUGUUAAAACACGCACAGUGAGCCCUGCCCAGAACCCUAAUAGGCCAUUGACCCCAUGUGUCCUAGGAUGGCUCCUGACUUGAAACAAGAGGGCCACACUGUGCCACUGUGGCUUAUGCCCCUUAACCAUGGGCUUACUAUUCUGGUGACUGAGACCAGAGCCUGGUGACUUGCCUAGUACUGGUGAGUCUGUUUUUGUCACUAUUCCUCUAGAUCCACUUGCCACCUUCCUUCAGAGCCUCAGAUAUUAAUGGGUACAAAUAUGACCCAUUGUAAGUAAUAACUGGACAAAUAAGAAAAGGGUUCUGGGCUCCAAUAGCUUCAUUUCCAUGGGCUCCCCGAUGACCUGGAUCAGCUGCCAGGAGUCCUGGGCUCUGCUUAUAACUCAGCUUCUCCCAAACCUGUCAGGGCAGAGCACUGGCAAAAACAGGCUAUAUAAUUCCCUAACAGCUCUGAGCAGAAUCAUGCAAACACAAUUCCAAAAAGCCAUAUAAAUUAAACAGUAUCAACAUA